UUCAGGUCUUGAUUUGACCCCAUCCAUGGUUGCUGAAACCCCGGCAUCUGAGCUUCCAAGAUAUAGUGCUCCAAUAGUCAGAUGUACUAAAGCUAAUGCUGAUUUGCAGAAUUUCUCUUCUUCAAUUAUAGACCACAACAAAGAUGGCGGAAUUGAUGGAGUAAUUUGUUUGGAGUCUGAUAAUGAAUCUGAGAAUAGUGGUAAUUAUGGUGCCUGGAAGGAGGAGGAGAAACUUUGUUCCCCGGAGGCAAUUGUAAAGGAGACAGAAUUGAGCUCCAGACCUUUUGGGUCCACCCUUUCUCGUGGUUUUGACAAUUUUAUGCGAAUGCCAGAAGAUGUUUCUCAUCGAAAUUUGAGUGAAGCUGGUCCUUCUCUGGACCAUUGGGAUCCUGAUGAAGAAAUAGAUCCUUUGGAGCCAAAAAAUGAGGUCUCAAGACCAAAAGGAAAAGGUAAAGGCAAUAGAAGUAACAGAAGCAGUGGGGAUGAAGCAACAGGGAAAAAGAGAAUGUCAAAGGAAGAACAACUUCGCCUAAAGGAAGAAAAGAAAUAUCAGAAAGAGCAAGAGAAAUUGCAAAAGGCAGCCGAAAAGGCUGAAGCUGCCGAGAAGAAAAAGCUAGAAAAGGAAAAGCAGAAGUGGGAAAAGGGAAAGUUUGCACAUAAGUCUAUUGUAGCUCAAAUUGACACUAAAGUUGUGGAACUAGGCUCAAUUGGAGGCCAUUUGCUAACAAGGCUUGCGGAGAAAGGUCUUUCCUACCAAAUUAAAUCAAAUCCAAUUGAAAAAUCUAUUGUGUGGUCAAUGAAUGUCCCAGAGGAACUAUCUAAGAUCACAUCUGAUGUUAUCGAUGUUCCAUAUGUAUUAUUAAUAUUUGAGGCCGAAGAGUUUUGCAACCUUGUAAAUAGCAAAUCAUUGAUGAGUCAUGUUUCCCGUGUUCAACGCCUUUAUCCUCUUCAUACAGUUUGUUAUCUCACAAACAAGCUUUUGGCAUACAUCAACAAAAGGGAACAAGGUCAAUACAAGGACCCUGCCAAUCAGACUGGUUGGAAACGGCCACUUAUAGAGGAGGCUCUGUGCAAGUUAACAAUUAAUUUUGUUAAGGUGCAUUCUAGGCACUGUGUCGAUGAAGCUGAAUUAGCUGAACAUGUAGCUGGGCUGACUUGCAGCCUAGCUUCCUGUCAGUUUCGAGACAAGUUAACAAGACUAUCUGUUAAUGCGAAUGGUUCUCUUAUUCCCAAGGAUGCCGUUGACAAGAACCAGAUAAAAAAGAGCCCAUGGUUGAAAGCAUUGGUGGCUAUUCCAAAGGUUCAGCCACGAUUUGCCAUUGCCAUAUGGAAGAAAUAUCCCACAAUGAAAUCUCUUUUGAGUGUUUACAUGGAUCCGAGUAAAUCGGUGCAUGAGAAAGAAUUUCUGCUGAAAGAUUUGAGAGUGGAAGGGUUGUUGAGCGAUGAUAGAAGAUUGGGGGAGAUCUGUUCGAAGAGAAUAUACAGAAUAUUGAUGGCUCAAAGUGGAAGCAGCAAGACAGAUGACAUUGAGUGUGGAGCUGAUCUCUUCAGCCAACAUUCUGCUGAAUGAUCUAUAUAUAAUCUUUUUGGACAUUGGCGGUGUUUGACUAAUUUGCGCGCCCCUCAACUAAUUCAACGGACAACUUGUCCGGCCCACAAGCACAGGUAUCCAAGGCAAUCCUACCUACCAAGACUGGAGCAGACCAAGUCACACCAAUUUUUGUAGCUCAGUUUUGGACGUGUGAUCUCUAAGUUACUUCUAUGCCUGAUCCUUUUUCUUUUAAUUCUAAGAAAGACAAAUCCGUCAAUAAUACAGAUGAUAGGACAGGGCUAAGGCAGUAAUCUCGACGGAGAUUAGGAUGAGCUUUGCAUUAGGCAAUCGACUUGGGGCACAAUGAUGUAUAAUGUUUAUUACCCUCGUAAUAUCAUGCUAUGCUCCUAACUGAUCGAAAUCCUUCAUAGUUCAUAUCAAGGUUCUUUUGAUUUGUUUUUCU
Lycium ferocissimum is the source of this 1994-nucleotide messenger RNA. RefSeq names its product crossover junction endonuclease EME1B-like. The record is from RefSeq and is a predicted model, not a curated record. Gene Ontology annotation, cellular component: nucleus; Holliday junction resolvase complex. Lineage: Eukaryota; Viridiplantae; Streptophyta; Magnoliopsida; Solanales; Solanaceae. Gene Ontology annotation, biological process: DNA repair. The coding region runs from base 26 to 1570 and encodes 514 amino acids. The transcript is spliced from 12 exons. Gene Ontology annotation, molecular function: nuclease activity; DNA binding.